GCACGCCGCGUGUCUGUGCCAUUUUCAGACUCGCAGACCGCUCCACAAGCCAACACCAAAAUUUAGGAAUGCGCAGGUGUUGGGCGCGCGCAGUUUCACCUCUGAUCAUCGGGUAGCCGACGCUAAUCUAGCCGCCGACUGGGCUAGCCUUUGCGCCACAAAAGAAAAAGAUGGAGGAGCUCAAGGAGCUGAAGAAAAAGGGCUUCUGGAAACUGUUUCGGAGCAAGAGCUCGGCGGCCAAGGACGAGAAAUCGGAUACCCCGAGAAGGGCAAGUGACGGAGAUGUGGCCGCCCGCAGCCGAAGGCCGGAGGACCCAGCAGAGCCCUCGCCUCGCCGACGAAGACCACGGCGGACAGACCCGGGCGUAGUCAAGGGCAAGGGUCGCGAGGACCCCCAAGGGGUCCCCUACGACCAAGGGCCGCUGACCGAGUGGCCGCCCUCGGGCAUGUCGAGCAACGAGGAGCUGAACCUGGGACCGGCAAUGCAGCUCAUCUCCAGAGGAGUCCCGGCCUUCAGGGGCCACAAGAGGGCCAUCCCACACGCUGGCGAUGAGUUUUACGCCCUGUUUGCGACUGCCGCCGGGAACCGUGGUGACGAGACCGAUGCGGCCAACCAGCACGACUCCAUGACGCAGCUCAUGACACUACGGCUCGCCCGGUCAGGGCCAGCGACCUACCCCUGGGAGACGCUGGAGCAGCCGAGCUAUUCGUUCUGUUUCGGCAAGCGCCCGGGUACCAUCACGCUCAAUCACUGGGUGAGUCGGGCAAGCGUGAUCCCGCCAUUCAAACAGAUGGUAAACCCGGGGGUGGCACCCCGCGAGAUCAGCCUCGAGGGCAUAUUUGCACGGCUCAAGGAGCUGGACCGCGGACUGGAGGACGACGACGAGGAGCUCAUGUACAGGAAUCUCUACAAGCGGCUGCUCAAGGACCCCGACAAGUAUACGAAUCCGCACAAGACGCUAGAAAAGCAGAUCAUCGACCUGAUCAUGGUCCUCUCGACGCCCGGCUGGCUGGACUUCAGGGAGCCAAAGAACCAGGUCGUCACCAGGUUCAUCUUCGACACGAGCUCGGCCAACCGCGAGACGUACCGGAAGUUCUGCCACCAGCUGCUCCUCAGCCUCGAGCUGGAGCUCCGGAUUCAGUCGAGGCAUCACCUGAUCGAAGCAAAGGAGAAGCUGCUGGCCCAGAUCCCGCCGAAGAUACAAUGGGACCUGGCGUUAGCCCGCAGGUGGCGCGACAACAUCCGGGUCGACGAGUACGGCAGCGAGCCGGACAACAUCCGGCUCCGGUACAAGCUUAAGAGACGCCAGGUCAAGAUGCUGAAGCGCUUCGCGCAGAUGAUGAAGUGGCCGAACCUUAGCGAGACGCUCGGCAGCCUCAAGCGGCGCGAUGAGGAAUCGACCCUCGACCUGGUCAGCUCGCACGCCAUGGCCUUCUUUAGCGGGCUCGUCCUGCCCGGCCCGACCUUCACCUUUCUCAUCAUGAACGCCCUCAUCGACAUCGACCCGGACAGGGCGACCGACGACCUGACGCUGCUGACCCACGCCCACCCGAGCUGCGGCUUCCAGUACCGCAACAGCUACACCUACUGGACGGCGACCUCCAUCGUCGGCAAGGUCCUGGCGCCCACCUGCCGCACGCUGGCGGGCUGGGUCGGCCCGGCCCGGCCGACCGCCGACCUCGGCCGCAACCAGAUCGCCCGCAUCCGCGCGCGCCGCCCGCCGGCGGACCGCGUGACCCCGGAAGACGUGCAGUCGAUGCCGGAGCGCUCCGAUCCGCUCGGUCCGCCAGCCCAGGUCUUCCCCGUCAAGGAGUACGCGCUCGUCUCCCCGGACCGCGACGACGACGCGUACCUGGCCGACCUUGUCCGCAUCGAGCUGCUCAGCCUGCGCCCGUGCGGCGGGAGCGGCCACGGCCACGGCAACGGCAACAGCACCGCGCCCACCAACACCCCGUCCUCCUCAACCCCGUCCUCCCCGGCCCCGCCCGGCUCCUCGUCGUCGUCCAAGCCGGCAGCGGCCCCGCGGUACUACGACGCCUGGGUGCAGUUCGCCAUCGACGGAGUCUCGUGGCCGCUUCGCCUCGCCUUCGACGUCUCCUUCAUCUCGGCCUGGCCCUGCUCCGACGGCCCGCACCCGCUCUUCUUCGACUACGCCUACACGCCCGUCAAGGCGGACCAGCUGGUCAGGGUGCGCGAUUGGAACGGCGUCGGCAGCGUGGGGCGCAACGGGCAGCACGGUACCACGACGACGACGACGACGACGACGACGGGGGUCUCGAGCCCCGACACGCUGAGCGGCGGGGACGACGAGCGGGUGCUGGUGGUGGAGGCGUUCGGCGUGCCGGACAACGAGGUGCUGGCGCGGGCGUGGUGCGCGCAUUGGGGGCUGAGCGCGGUGGUGGCGGACCUGGGGAGGACUUGGUGAGUUUUUUCCCUCCUUUCGAACCGUUUCUCUUUUCUCUCUCUCUCUCUCUCUGCCCAUUCAAAGUUGUUGUGCUGACGGUUUUUGUCUGUUCGUCUCUAGCAUGGCGUGUGCGAUUCGCGAGGCGUAUGCGGCCACUGUGACGGUGGUGAUCUUGGUGGAUGACGAGCAGGAUAGGAGGGAUGAUUAGACUCGACCUCGGUUCGUUGUCUGUUUUCCGUUUUCUUUUCCUU
Messenger RNA from Thermothelomyces thermophilus ATCC 42464, 2656 nucleotides. RefSeq lists its product as uncharacterized. The coding region runs from base 171 to 2426 and encodes 751 amino acids. Lineage: Eukaryota; Fungi; Ascomycota; Sordariomycetes; Sordariales; Chaetomiaceae. The transcript is spliced from 2 exons. The record is from RefSeq and is a predicted model, not a curated record.